This is a messenger RNA of Rotaria sp. Silwood1, 1225 nucleotides long. Lineage: Eukaryota; Metazoa; Rotifera; Eurotatoria; Philodinida; Philodinidae. The record is from the annotation of a GenBank genome assembly.
GGCGCCACCUUCUACUGCCCACCCAAAACAAGAGGGGCGCUAGUAGUCUCGCGCCGCCACUAGUCUUGGUAUAAACAGGAAUACCGGACAAAGGAAUAUUAAUCGGGAAGUCUGUGUACAAACUGGUUUCACAGCCAAUACACUGUUCUAAAAGUAUUAAUAGAAGUGAAUGAUGGUGUCUACAAAUAUUAAAUGAAGAAAAACGUGCUAAUCCAUAGAAACGGAAGCAAAUCAAAUCUUUUAUUUUUGAACAGUGCAUAUAUGUAGAAAAACUCAGCUAUUUCGAUUAAAAUUUUCAGGGCGUUGUAUUGGCUGUGAAACCUAUUUACAUAAACAAAGUUUUGAGUCAAUAUUCUUCCAUUCGAUUUUUCUGCUAUGACAUUUCUAGUCUCGCUAAGUCUUACAUACGAGUGAAAGAUGAGCUCGAUCGACGGCUUUCAUAUAAGGUUCUUUCGUCGUAGCGUAGAUCAUUUGAAGUGAAAUUUUUGUUGACGACGAGUGGACUUCUUGAAAAACACCUUUUUUCAAUAAAUCUAUUAGAAUUUGGCUGCGUCUUGAAACAAUUCAUAUAUAUUCUGAAAGAGCAACUUUCAACGAAUUCUUCUACGACCAAAGAUUCACUUUUGAUUUGGUUUUCGAAAAAUAAAGUUGUCUCAUGCAAUCGUAUUAGGAAAAAAAAUCAAAGUUUCCUUAAUCUAGUCUAUGUGAAAGUUUACCGUAUUUCGAUUUACUCACAAUUAAAACAGCAAUAAUGCAUAAGUUUUCCUUAUCUAAUGGAGAUAGGAUCGACUUGGUUCUCAAAAAAAAAACACGAUUCGAUUCGAUCUCUGCAGUUGAGAUAGCACGGAAAAGUUUUUUUUUCUAAAUUCGCUUACUCAAAUUUUGAUCAAUAUGGACAAGUAUAUCUUGAAAAUUCAAGUCAUUUUAUCUUUCAGAAUCAAAUUAUCCAAUUGUGUAUAAUUUCUUUCGUGAUUAUCUUCUUUCCGUCUAUCCUGAGCAGAUUGAAUUUGAAUUUAAUGAUGGUCUUCAAAAUGGUCUUUACAAUUUUUGUGUACCUAUUGUUAUUGAUCUUCUUGAACAUGGUGCUAUUUCAAAUGCAUUCAAAACAAUUGAUUCAUUUGAAUAUUUUUUAUCUCAAAUGGCUUCAACCAUUUUUAAAGAACGUCGUUCAAUCUCACAUAUUGAUCCAUUUAUUUUAUGUUUAAUACAAAUCAUUUUACAUCAU